UCGGAAUUUCCAGCGUUGUUUCCGAAAUUCAAGGGGUCCAGAGUGUCAAAACAUUGAACAUUAUUCUGGGAACAACGGCAUAUUGGAACGUGUGCUUACUUGCUAAAUUUUUCUGCCGGAAUUGCUAUUUCCGAGUACAACGUAUUACGCAUUCCCACAUGGAAUCAUAUUGAUGAAUGAAAAAAAUCCGCCUACACGAGACAAAAUAUUAUCACAUAUUUAGACACCUGUAUCUCGAAUGUUAUAAACUUAUGUAUUAUGUCCGGCCAGGAUCAAGAUGUGUACUAUAUUUUACUUGUCCGAAAGAUAGGUAGAAAGAAAGAACGGUCAAUAUUAAGACCAUCUAAUUCAGAAGUUGAAGUUUUGCCAGGAAGUUUAUUGGUUCAUAUUGAAGAAAUCAACAAACACGGACAACUAGUUUGGAUUUUGGAACUGUUGGAACCCGACAGUACUGAAGUGGAGUGUUGUCUUGAUGAAAUACAACAAUUAAAACAUCAGGAGCGAUACUUACUACAACCUAUACCAGUUUUAAGUGAACGAGUGACAGUUUUUCAUGACAAAACUUGGCUAAAUGAGGGAGUGACACUUAGUGUAGGGGAUCCGGUUAUAGUAUCUCUCAAAGGCAAUCCGGACUUAGCUGGUAUACUGAGAUACAAAGGGGGACUGAAAGAUAAUACUGGUAUUCAGUUUGGUGUAGAACUCUCAAGGGAAAAUCGGGGUAAAGGAACAUGUGAUGGCGUGUUUCGUAAAAAACGAUAUUUUACGACAGAUCUGAAUUCUGCAGUGUUUGUACCGUUAAGUAAGAUUCGAAGAGACUUAACCAAACCAGCUAGCCAUGGAGGGACAGGAGGAGCUACUGGUUUUACAAAUGAACAGCAGACUUUUUCUGAAUAUCUUGAUUUACGUGAAAAAGACCGUGUGGUAUGGAUGAGUGACAGUGGGCCUGAAUAUGGUGUUGUUAAAUGGAUAGGAAUUUUACCCGACUCUCGUCAUAAGGAAGUCACUGUUGGUGUUGAAUUUGAUAAUCCUGUGGGUUCGGGAACCGGUAAAUAUAAAAAUUCUCGUCUUUUCUACGCAAAACCACAACAUGCUUCUUUAGUACCCAUCAUGGGCCUUAUGAAAGCUGAUGAUGUCACUGCCAUGAGUACGGAAUUUUUGCCGUCUGAACCAGUCAAACGUGAAUCUCUAGAACAACCAGGGAGUGGGGGCAGGAAAAGGGGACAAGAGUCCAUCGUCCCUAAUGCUGACCCUGACCUCGAAGUAGGGUCGUUGGUGGAGGUCAUGAAUAAUCCUCCAUUGUAUGGGGUCAUCAAAUGGACUGGCUUUCUUCCUGAUCAGAAGAAACCUCUUAAAAAAAUUGCUGGACUGGAAAUGGAAGAAGAAAUAUCUGCAGGAACGGACGGUACAUUUGGUCAGUAUCGUAUGUUUACCUGUGCGCCUAGGAAAGCUUUCUUUGUUCCAUUGUACAAGUGUAGAAAGGACAAGCGUUUUGUGGAAAGCAAGAUGUCAUUAGAAGAUGCAUUGGGUAAAAAUAACUUUGGAGCAAUGGAAACUCCAGAUGUUCCAGGAAAUAUAUCUCCGCCUGAUUCCUUGGAUUUAUUGGAUAUCCGGCGUAAAGUUUGUGGUAAAGAAAAGGGCAUUCAAGGUCAUCAUAACUCUUGUUACUUAGACGCUACAUUGUUGGCAAUGUUCUACUUCACGACAGUGUUUGACGGUAUUUUGUAUAGGCCUAAACGCAGUGAUGACCUUCAGGAAUAUGAAGAGGUUAAGCAAGUUAUUAAGGAAGGCAUUGUGAACCCACUUAGAAGAUACCAUUAUGUACGAGCAGACAAAGUGAUGCGGUUACGACAACUGCUACAUAAAUUAGGAAAUAUACCAGGAAUGAUGAGUGAAGAGAAAGAUCCGGAAGAGUUUAUGGGUUUGUUAUUGAAUCAGAUUACCAAGGCAGACCCUCUACUACAUAUAAGGUCAGAGGGAGGCCAAGAAGUUCAGCACUCGUUCCUUUACCAGCUAAUUAUGGAGAAAGAUGAACGCCUUGUGCUGCCAACAACACAGCAGCUGUUUGAAUUGUCCUUCUUACAAAUGGGUGUCAAAUUACAAGAGCGGCCAUCAUGUCUGAUCAUACAGAUGCCGAGGUUUGGUAAAGAUUAUAAGAUGUACAACAGGAUUGUUCCCAGUCUAGAGCUUGAUAUCUCGGAUGUCCUGGAUUGUGCCCCACGGGAGUGUAUAAUCUGUGGUGAUCUGGCCAUGUUUGAAUGCAAGGACUGCUACAACACACAUGGAGCUGGCCUGAAUACGAUUGCCUUUUGUGAAGGCUGUAAACAAAUGAGUCAUAUGCAUAAAUUACGACAACAUCACAAGCCUCGGCAAAUCUCUGUUCCACAAGAAUAUCGUGAGAGACACCAACACCAGAAAAAUGUUACAGGACAAAACCCUUCAAUACCUCGAGAGAAAAUGGAACUUUUUGCAGUAGUUUGUAUACAAACAAGUCAUUAUGUGUCUUUUGUGAAGUGUGGCAAGGGCAAAAGUGCCCCAUGGCUCUUCUUUGACUCCAUGGCAGAUAGAAUGGGCGAGCAAAGUGGUUAUAAUAUACCAGAAGUAAAAUUGUGUCAGGACUUGUCACAGUGGUUGUCGGAUGAUUACCAGUCAGAGAUAAUGCGACAAGACGAUAAGGACCUCCCAGAACACAUGCGCAGACUCUUGUGUGAUGCCUAUAUGUGCAUGUACCAAAAUCCUGAAGUAUCUAUGUUCAAGUAAACAAAGAGUUUUUGAAAUUAUUUACUCAACUGGCCCGAGAUACUAUGGCGUCCGACCUCCGUCGUCAUUUGUCAGUGAACUUCUACCAAAUGCUGCCAAUCAUGAACAACUGAGGUGAUUUUGACCAAAUUUGGUCAGAAGAAUCCUGAAGGAAGGACACAUAUGUAGUAAAAAAGGGGUCAGAGGGGUGUAGCCAAAUAGGUUGGAUUUUGUCCAAACUUUGUAAAACGAUGGGUCUCCAACCCAAAGGUAGGACUUGGCCUCCUAGGGCAGGAGGGAUGGGGCUCAAGAGGGGAAUUGGGUUCUAUCAUGGCGCAUCUCUAGGCACAUAAUUUCUGGGUCAUAUCUUUGAAACAGUUGAGAUCCCCACCCCAUUACCAUAUAUAACUUUCCUGGGCAUAAAUAGUUUAACACAAUUUUGAUGUAAGAAUUUGCUCUGGGGUCUUGACCCACCCACAGGGACUAAGGUUCCUUGUUAUGUCUUUGAAGCAGUUUAGAUCGCAAAUCCAUAACCAUAUAUAGCAAUGUUGGACAUCAAGAGAUAAGAACUUGGCUGUGGGUCCCUCUCUUUGGACUUAAUUUUUGGGUUAUACCUUUGAAACAGUUGAAAUUCCAACCCAAUAUCCAUAUAUACAAUUGCUUGGCAUCAAGAGUUAAACACAUUUGUCAUGGUAAGAAUUCACCUGUGGGUAUGGUGCAUCUCUAGGCGCAUAAUUUCUGGGUCAUAUUUUUGAAACAGUUGAGAUCUCAAGCCUAUGACCAUAUAAACUAUUAAUGGGCAUCAACAGAGAAAGACAGUCAUGAUAAAGGAAUUCAUUCAUUGGUCUAUCAAAGAGGUCAAGUGACUGAGCUGUAAUUUGAAAGUAUUUGAAAUGCCCAACCUACAGGCAUGUGUACCAUUGCUGGGCUUUAGCAUCCAGGUGAGCGAUACCGGUCCUAUUGGCCACUUGUUUCAUGUUUGAACUUCUCAUGAUAUCUGUUAGAAAUAUAUGAAUUUAUUAUUGAUGUAAGCAGUGUUUGAAGGCCGUCAUUGUCACAUCAUCUUUAUGAGUUUCUGGAACACCAAUAAAUUUAUCACAGAGUUGAGUUAGAAUUUACUAUGACCCAAUAUAUCUUCUAUGACCCAACAUUUAGAAUUUACUAUAACCUAACAGUUAGUGUAGUUAUAUAUAUUAUCAGCUCUACACUUGAGAAACUAUUUAUUACGGAUUUUUCUAUGUAAGGAAACUUCUAUAUAUCACAGAGUCUGAUUUUAAAAGAUAUCAUAUAACCGGUUUUUGUAUAUACUUGCUCUCCAGCCUUUCGUUUCAAUCUAGGACAACCUGAACAUUUUCAUUUUGUAAUCCAAAGAACUAUUUACUCAGCCAGAAGAGGCAUAACGUUUUAUAUUCAGAGAGUCAUUUGUGUUUAUUUAAAUUUGAUUGAUAUGUUAAACAAAAGAUUGUUAAUACUUACUAGAUCAUUUAAACCACUAAUGAAAGAUGUUUUUCAACGUAACAUGAAUGUUUUUUAUGCUGGUGUCUAAUUCUGGAAAGAAGCAAACAUUCAGAUAUGUAAAACAACCUAACCUUGUCAUGACAAAAUUGUCACAGAAUGGUUGAUGAAACUUUUGGUUCAAUCAUUGAUGAUAAUUACUAGACGUGAAUAAACAAUUUUUGAUAUUCUCUUUUCAAACUAGAGCUAGCUUUCCAAAUGCUUUAGAAUGUAGCCAUGAAAAUUUCUGAUCCAGUUGUGAGGUUGUAUGUUGGUUGGUUAGAGGUUUUCCAUUUCUUUGACUCGUCCUAUUUGUCCAUAUACUAUCUAUAUGUACAAAGAUUAUUUCAUUAGAUUUUACCUGUACUCCGGACUUACUGGGUGUACCUGUGGACUACAAGAGGUAGGUAUAAGUCCAAUUCCAUGAUACGCCAGGAUGAAAGACAGCAUCUUCUUUUAUAUAUAGGAACUUUUUAUUAGCGAAGAGAAAAUUAUGAAAUAUUGCCACAAAUAAUAUUAGAUGCAUAGUAACGUAAAAUAAGUUAAUAACGUGAGCAUUAAAGGGGAUUUAUCUGCCCUUAGUUUUUGUCCAUCAGUAGGGAACCCUACACAGCGUAUUUUAGGGGUGAGAAAACCGUUCAAAAUUGUUCUGAUGAAGCCUCGACUGAGGAGGCAAAACUAGUCAGCAAUAAAGGUAAGCAUGAUACUUUACUGGUGAUGCAUGAACUUUUUGCGAUUGACUCUUCAUAUAUUUUAUUUAGAAUAUUUCAUAUAAUAUAAAACAAUGUUUGAAAAGGAAGCAAAAAGAUGUAAUCAAAGUCGUAUUGUAGACAAUACUAACAGCAAAGCAAGGGAUGGGAUGAAAAAACGUCAAGUUCAGGGAAAAUUAUUCAAUAUCUUGUUUUAAAGUAAAAGUUAUGUCAGUUAUUUGUUGGGCCAAACCAUCCUCUCAACUUUUGAUGUACGCGUGAAGGAUUGUGGGUUGUAAUUUUAGAAUUGUGAAACGUUGCUUAUGCUGUGUAUAGAGACUGCUACUCUUUGUAGCUCUUUGUCCUAUUUGGACUGUUCAAAUCAAGACAUAUAUACCAUUUAUAUUCAUGCUGCUUUUCAGCAACUUUACACACUGAAGAUUUUUAUUGUGUGAGAAUGAUGUCAGUUUAAAUGUAUGAUGUAUGCUCAAAGUUCUUGUGUUGAAAGUAAAUAGCAUAACACUGAACUGAUAGAAAUUCAUUCAGAAAACCUCAGGACAUACAGAGAUAUACAUAUAGUGUUAAACUUGGUGUAUUUAUGACAUAAUAGAGAAAAGAAUACAAGAUAAAUGUUUUAAUUUUUGUUAAUCCUCGAGUGAUUGUUUUAUCUAACAUUUUGGUUAAUGUUAUGACAUAAGAUAAUGUUGAAUUUAUUUUUCAAUGUAGAUGUAAGGAUAUUAAAUUUGUACCUAGAUAAUGUGUAAUUAGAUGAAAACUUUUAUUUUCAUGUAUAUUUAUCAAAAACCUCCUAAGAAUAUUUAACAAAACAAUAUUAAUAAAUACAAACAAUGACAUAAUUGUUAUUAUGAGAUAGUACAAAAGAUACGAAUGUGAAUAACACCUUUUAAUUCAAGAUUUAGAUGUGUUAGAACCAAAUCUUAUCAUAGAGCUGUCCUUCUAGGACUCGUUGGAGUCAAGGUGACUGAGAAAAUUCAAAAUGACCUAAGAAAAGUCAAUAUUUAGCCCCAUGAAACAGUAAAUUUUAUAAUUUUCAUAUUUCUGAUAAAUUUAGAAUAAUGUCAUGUACAUUUGUAUAUUCUCAACAAUGCAACUAUUCAAAUGAAUGCAAACAUGGUGUGCGGGUUACAAUAUCUGAAACUUUAAUAAAUGUCAUAUCAUUUCUGAGUGACAGAAAACUUCGACAAAUCAUGUGAAUUACUUUUACUUCCGUUUAUAUUUGUAGCAUCCCUAUCUAACUGAGAAAUGUUUUGAGAUAUCAAAAUUUUCAGUUUUUCCUCCAAGCUUAUCUAAUGUAUUAUUUUGUUAUGUGUUAUAUGUUGUAUUAUGUAAAUCAUUCAUUUUUAUGGUGGUUUUAUUUUCAGUAACAUUGUGGGUACACAUAAUUUAUCGAUUCAUACAUCCGUGAACUGUUAAAUUCACAAUUUUCAAGUUUAUUUAUUGAGCUAUAUUUAUCCACAAAAUCAAGUGUCCAUAAAAACGAUUCUUUGGAUAAACCACGAAAAUUGAAUCCCACAAAAAUAGAUGAUUUUACAGUAUUUGUUGAUUAUUAUAUUUUUAUAUAGGUACAUGUAUUAUUAAUUUUUUCCUGCUCCUUUAGAUGAACUUCAAUGAUUAUGUAAACAAAAACAAAAACAAAAAAAAACUGUCAACCAGUUGGUUUAAUGUCAAAGCAUAUUUCAAAAGUUUUGUUGAGUUGUUUUUACUUUUGUUUGACACCCUGACUAUUUUUAAAGUAUAUUGCUACUAUAGCUGCCUCCAUGCGAUUUUUGUACAUUUACCUGUUUAAAAGGGCAACAUGGUGAAAACGAUUUUUUU
This is a messenger RNA of Ylistrum balloti, 6755 nucleotides long. Its product is annotated as ubiquitin carboxyl-terminal hydrolase CYLD-like. Gene Ontology annotation, cellular component: cytosol. Lineage: Eukaryota; Metazoa; Mollusca; Bivalvia; Pectinida; Pectinidae. Gene Ontology annotation, biological process: protein K63-linked deubiquitination. The coding region runs from base 259 to 2757 and encodes 832 amino acids. The record is from RefSeq and is a predicted model, not a curated record. The transcript is spliced from 12 exons. Gene Ontology annotation, molecular function: K63-linked deubiquitinase activity; cysteine-type deubiquitinase activity.